AUGGCUUUCAAGAACUCAACCCUCGCCAAGUACAUCAAAAAUAUCAAGACUUCUCCACGGUCUUUGAUUGCCAAUCGCACGCUCUUGACGUCGUCGGCACUCUAUGCACUUGCUGGAAUCCCCCUGUGUUGGGACCAAGGUUCAAGCGCCACUAUACCCUCUCUUCCAGGCUUCUCUGCAGAGUUUGGAAUCACGUCAGCAUCCAACCCGAGCCAGGUUUCCAACUUCGUCUCCCUAGUAUACAUAGGAUGCGGUGUCGGAGCCGCUCUUUCGUUCUUCAUCAACGACCGCGUGGGCCGAUUAUGGUCCCUCCGUCUGUACUCCUUUAUCUGGAUUGUCGGCCAGAUGAUUGCCGUUGGCUCGCAAGGAAACCUCAAGACUAUGUACGCCGGUCGAAUUGUGGCUGGAUUCGGCAUCGGACCCCUUACUGUCAUCGGACCUGUCUCGCUCGUGGAGAUUGCUCCCUCUGAAAUUCGGGGUCUACUCACCACCUGGUUCAGCGUUGUUCUCUUGCUGUCGCUUUUUCUGGCCGCAUUCACGGUCUACGGCUGUUUUGUGAGCAUGGUUGCUAGCUCGCUGCAGUGGCAGGKCCCMUUCUUUGUACCAACCAUCCUCAUGGCCUUUGUCAUCCUCGCCAGUUUCUUUGUAAGUGAGAGCCCACGCUGGCUCUUCCUGAAAGGCCGCGACGAAGAAGCUACCGCUGCUCUUGUGAAGAUCCGCGGCCUGCCACUGGAUCAUCCUCGCGUGCAAUCCGAGUUACAAGAUAUCCAAAAAUCCCUCGCCAAGGAGCGCGCCGCUUAUGGAAAUGCCACAUCGUAUUCCAUUCGGGGCCUGGGAGCUAUUCUGCGAGAAACUUUUCUAGUUCCGGCAAAUCUCCGACGUACUCAACAAGCCUUCAUGUCAUAUGCCCUAGCCCAGCUAUCCGGCGCCAAUAGCAUCACAACGUAUCUAGUUCCUAUACUGAACUUGGUCGGUGUCAAUGGCGGUACUUCGUACAGUCUCUUCAUUGCUGGAAUGUAUGGAGUAGUCAAAUUCAUUUACACUCUGAUUGCCAGCUUCUUUUUUGUCGACGCUCUUGGUCGUCGAAACAGUCUGUUUUUUGGUAUCACGGUGCAGAUGAUGUCGGAUAUUUACAUCGGCGUCUUUAUCAAGUACCACCAAGCAGGACCCGUACCUAGUGCUGCGGGACAGGCUGCUCUCGCGGCCAUUUUCAUUCAUGGCUUCGGCUAUGCUGUAGGUCUUCUAGUAUUGCCCUACGUAUUUGUCUCCGAACUAUGGCCAAACCAAAUCCGUUCAUUUGGCGCCGCUCUAACCCAAACCUUUCACUGGCUAUUCUUCUUCGGCGUCAACAAAGCCAUUCCAUCCCUUCUUUCCAGUACCCACAACUGGGGGGCGUUCCUCUUCUUUGCCGGUUGGUGUUUCUUGGCCCUCAUCUACGCCUUCCUGGUGGUCCCUGAGACAGCCGGCGUGGAUCUGGAAAAGCUGGAUGCUUUGUUUGAGGGUCCUUGGUGGAAUCAGUACAAGAGGCCUAAGGCUGUAGUGACCGAGUCUGUGGAGAUAGGGCAGAACAGCGAUAACGAAGAAACCCAGUCAGCAGACGCUGUUGCCAUGAAGCAGUAG
This is a messenger RNA of Talaromyces amestolkiae, 1620 nucleotides long. RefSeq lists its product as uncharacterized. Bases 1 to 1620 code for a protein of 539 amino acids. The transcript has 4 exons. The record is from RefSeq and is a predicted model, not a curated record. Gene Ontology annotation, molecular function: carbohydrate:proton symporter activity. Lineage: Eukaryota; Fungi; Ascomycota; Eurotiomycetes; Eurotiales; Trichocomaceae. Gene Ontology annotation, biological process: carbohydrate transport; transmembrane transport. Gene Ontology annotation, cellular component: membrane.